This is a messenger RNA of Hydra vulgaris (swiftwater hydra), 7167 nucleotides long. Its product is annotated as spectrin beta chain, non-erythrocytic 1. Gene Ontology annotation, biological process: actin cytoskeleton organization. Gene Ontology annotation, molecular function: phospholipid binding; actin filament binding. Lineage: Eukaryota; Metazoa; Cnidaria; Hydrozoa; Anthoathecata; Hydridae. The record is from RefSeq and is a predicted model, not a curated record. Gene Ontology annotation, cellular component: cell projection; plasma membrane; cortical actin cytoskeleton.
UGACUAAAGUAUGAUAAAGUUAUGUACUUAAAAAGGUGGUCAAAGUUGGAUAUAUGUUGAUACAAAUAAUUCAAUAAAGUUUGAUUCCUAAAAAUGGGGGAAGUUAUGGCUAAUAUUUAUCGUGAUGAUCUUUUUUUGGAGAAAGGUUGUGAUAUAUGGAUGGAUAAUCAAUCUUCUGCUUUACUUUUUGAGAAAUCCAAAAUAUCUACCCUUCGAGGUGAACGUGAAAAUGUCCAAAAAAAGACUUUUACAAAAUGGGUCAAUUCUCAUUUGCAAAAAGUUGAGGCUCACAUUAAUGACUUAUAUCACGAUUUUCAAGAUGGUCGCCAACUUAUACUGUUAUUAGAAAUACUUUCAGCAACUAAAUUACCACGUCCAAGCAAAGGUCGAAUGAGGAUUCACUUCCUUGAGAAUGUGGAGCAUGCUUUAACUUUUUUAAAGAAGAAGGAAGUUCAGCUCACUAAUAUCGGAAACCAUGAUAUCGUUGAUGGAAAUCCAAAAAUUACAUUAGGGUUGAUCUGGACAAUCAUAUUAAGAUUUCAGAUUCAAGAUCUAAUGAUUGAAACAGAUUCUUUAGAGCAGAGAUCUGCAAAAGAUGCUCUUCUUCUUUGGUGUCAAUCAAAAGUACAAGGUUAUCCAAAUGUAAAUGUCACAAAUUUUACAACAAGUUGGAGAGAUGGUUUUGCUUUCAAUGCUAUUAUUCACAAGCACAGACCAGAUUUAAUUGAUAUGAAAAAGCUGGUUAAAGAAGAACCUAUUAAAAAUUUGAAUAUGGCAUUUUCUACAGCAGAACGAGAGCUUGGUGUUUUUCCUCUACUUGAUGCUCCAGAUGUUUGUGUUGACUUCCCUGAUGAAAAGUCAAUAAUGACUUAUGUUGCGACUUUCUAUCAGUAUUUCUCUAAAAUGAAACAAGUAGAGGUUUCUGGCAGUCGCAUACAAAAUGUAAUCAAACAAGUCGUAGACAAUGAAAAUUUAAUAAAAAAGUACGAGUGCUUAAGUGAGGCUUUAAUGGAAUGGAUUCAAGCUCGCAUUCUUAUUCUUCAGAAUCAUUCUUUCGGAAACACAUUACUUGCUGUGCAACAACAACUAACAGAGUUUAAUUUGUAUAGAACACAAGAAAAGCCACCAAAGUAUGUUGACAAAGGCAAUAUUGAGGUAUUAAUGUUCGAGAUUACAAGUAAGCUUCGAUUAAAUCACCAAAAAAUGUACAAUCCCCCAGAAUCUUUAAUGGUAAAUGAAAUUAAUAAAGCUUGGCAACAACUUGAAAAAGAAGAACACAGUUGUGAGGUUGCUUUGAGAAAAGAACUUAUUCGACAACAGCAGCUUGAACAACUUGCAAGUCGGUUUUCACGAAAAGCAAAGCUUCGUGAGACUUGGCUCAAAGAAAAUAGCAAACUAUUGCAAAUGGAUAACUUUGGAAAUGAUUUGCCAUCUGUUGAAGCCUCUGUGAAAAAACAUGAAGCAAUUGAUACAGACAUUAAAGCAUAUGAGUCAAGAGUUGUUGGCCUUUUUCUUUUAUGUGAUCAAUUAAAAAAAGAAAACUAUCACAAAAUUGAGUUUUUUAUGCAAUGGACAAACCAAAUUAAAGUGAAUUGGGAACAGCUUUUAAUAUUACUUAAAUUUCGAAGUUCAAGACUUGAAAAACAUCUUCAAAUUUAUAAAAUUUUUCAAGAAAUGAUUUAUAUCAAUGAUUGGAUGAAUGACAUUAAGACUGCUCUUCAAUCUGAAGAUUUCGGAAAACAUCUUGUAAGUGUAGAAGACCUUCUGCAAAAACAUAGUUUGCUUGAAGCAGAUAUCUCUGUCCAAUCAGAUCGAGUUAAAUCAACUAAUAAUAAUGCUGAUAUAUUUUUAGAAACAGUUUUAAAAGAUGAAGCAGAUGGAUAUAAAGCAAAUAUUGAAGUUAUAAAAUCCAACCAAAGUGACUUACUGAGAAACUAUACAAAUUUGUGCAAUUUAUCAUCGGAAAGAAAACAGCGAUUAGAAGAAUCUCUACAGCUGCACACAUUUUAUAGAGACCUUGAAGAAGAAGAUAUAUGGCUUAGUGAAAAAGACUAUUUUGUUUCUUCAACAGAAUAUGGUCAUGAUCUUUGUACGACAGCAUAUUUGUUACAUCAACAUAAGACUUUAGAGGAAGAGCUGGCAGCCAAAAGACAACAAACUGAUGCUUUAUUUAAACAUGGAAAUGUAUUAGUUGCUAACAUGCCAUAUGCUACAGCAAGAAUAAAUGAGUUGUCACAAAAAUUAAAGGAAAAAUGGAAGUCUGUUGAUGAUGCUUCAAAAGAGCGUUGUAAAAAACUUAAAGAAGUGUUAAAUCUCCAUCAAUUUUUUAGUGAUUGUCGAGAAAUAGAGGCAGAUAUGAACGAGUUUGAGGCUCCAGUUGCAAACGAUGAUUGGGGACAAGAUGAACAAUCAGUUGGUGAAUUAAUAAGAAAUUAUGAGAAGCUUCACAAUGAAGUUCUUACUUUGGAGAAUUCAAUCAAAUCUGUCGAAGAACUUAGAACAAGUUCACUAGAAAAAGAGGUUCAAGAAUCUCCUGAAGUUCUAAAUGCUAUUGAUAGACUGAAAGAACACUUUCUCACUCUGCAAAGCAAAAUUGAUAUACGAAUGAAAAAGUUAAAUGAAUGUUUUGCCCUAUUCAAAUUGUAUAGUGAAGCAGAUAUUGUAAGAUCUUGGGUUACUGAGAAUAGCUCGCAACUCAAGACAUAUUUAAAAUUGGAGCGCUCUUAUGAUUUAGAACGAUGUACUAUUGUUCAACAUAAGUUUGAAGGAUUUGAACAGGAGUUGACUGUAUAUAAAGAAAGAAUGAAAGCGGUUAAUGAUAUGGCUGAUAAAAUACUUCAAACUGACUCUGAUGCAUCCCAACAGUUCUCGGAAAGAAUCGGGAACCUAAACAGCAUGUGGGAUUCAUUAUUGCAUGAAGCUGAUGCGAAGAAAAAAGAACUCAAUGCAUGUUUGCUCAUUCAAACUAUUUAUAGUGAAUUUACUGAAACUCAGAGCUGGAUUGUAGAAAAAACUGGUUUACUUGCAUCAGUUGAAGAUCCUGGAGCUGAUUUAUCAAGUGUUAUUGCUUUACAACGUCGACUGCUCAGUAUCGAACGUGACAUUGCUUCACUACCUUUAAAGAUGCAAGAUCUUCACUCUAGAGCGGUUAGUCUCUCAAAAGAAUACCCUGAAGAAGCCAUAAGUAUUCAAGCCAGAUUUGAUGACAUGCAGUCCGCUUGGGAAAAUCUUUCAAAAAUGGUUAAAGAAAAAAAUGAGUUUUUAUUAGAAACUGGGGAGCUCAAACGUUUUAUAAUUUCUCUUGAUGAAUUUCUUUCUUGGUUGCAACAUAUAUCAGAGGCUUGUUCUUCAGAAGAUUUACCUCAAAGUGUAUCUGAAAAUGAGUCAUUGUUAGAUGCUCAUUUUGAGAUAAAGACUAUAAUCGAGCAACAUGUUGAUGAUUACAACUUGUUAGUUUCUGAAGGUCCAAAGUAUAUUCACGAUGAUCAUAAUGUUCUUCAGACUCAGUCAUUACGACAACAAAUGAGUGAUUUGAGAGAUGAUUGGACACGACUCCAUGAAUUAUGGCAUGCAAGGAAGAUUUUACUUGAGCAGAGCAUGAAUCAUCAACUUUUUUUACGAGAUUCUAAACAAAGUGAAGCUAUACUUGGACAGCAGGAACUCUUUUUGUCUAAACAACGUACUACUCCUACUGCAGAUGCAUUGCAAGAGGAGAUUAAGAAGUUAGAAGAGUAUUUCAAUAAGAUGGCCACUCAUGAUGAUAAAAUUAAUCAUCUUUUGAUAUUUGCUGAACAACUUUGUCAAAAUAAUCACUAUGCUAAAGAAAAGAUUGUGGAAAAGGCUAAUUGCAUUGAUGAAUGUCGUAAGAAAAAUCGAGACCUAGCUGAAAAUCUGCUUGCUGAGCUUUUGCAAGAUUUGCAGCUAAAACAGUUUCUUGAGGAUUCAAGUGAGGUAAUAGACUGGAUGAAUGAACGUUUACAAUCAGCAUCAGAUGAAUCAUAUAAGGAAAAUACAAACAUUAGAAGUAAGCUCAUAAAACAUACAGUGUUUGAAGCUGAACUUGAUGCUAAUAAAGUAAAAAUGGAUAUUUUAAAAGAGAAUGGCCAAGAUAUAAUUAAAUCAAAUCCAAAUUCAAUGCAAGUUGUUAAGGAGCGCUUAGAAAAUAUUGAUGCAUUGUGGGAAAAAUUAAACAAAACAUCAAAAGAAAAGAGAAUGUAUUUAACAGAAGCUAGUCGUCAGCAACAGUUUAAUGCAGAGAUUGUAAACCUUGACAAAUGGAUCAUUGAAAUUGACAAUCAAGUUACUGAUAGUGAAACUGGUACCGAUAUAGUAUCAGCCAGAGAACUUUUUGACAAACACAAAAGUAUUGAGUCCGAUGUUUCCUUCAAGAAACAUAGAAUGAUUGAUCUUUGUGCAAACCCAGAAGUUGAUGAAGAAAAGAUUGUGGCUGAAAAAAGGACAAUGGAAGAAAGGUUCCAAUCCUUAGAGAAGCAUUUAGCAGAGAAGAGGGAGAUUUUAGAAAAUUCUCUCAACUAUUAUCAAUACAAGCGUGAUGUUGAAGAUGCUCAAGUAUGGAUUGAUGAAGUUGAGUUAACACUGCAAUCGAAAAAUUUUGGAAAUCGAUUACAUGAUGUUCAGCGUUCAAAAAAACGACAUUUGAUACUAUGCAAUAAAAUUAGUUGUUAUGAACCUUUUAUAGUAUCAAAAAUUGAUCAUGGUAAUGCCAUGAUUACAGAAAAUCACCCAAGAUCCAAUGAAAUAGAAUUGCUUAAAUCUACUUUAAGCGCGAAAUGGAACUGUUUAAAAGAUCUGUCUAAUGAGUAUCAAGCUAAUCUUGAUGAGGCUUUAGUUGCAAAGCAGUUUUUUUUUGAUGCUGCAGAAGCAGAGUCUUGGUUAAGUGAAAAAGAACUGUUUUUAAUUGGCGAUGAUCGAGGUAAAGACCAAGAGCAAGUUCAAAACAUGAUAAAAAGUCAUAUAGCUCUUGAAAAUACAAUUGCACUUUAUGCAGAUACUGUUGCAGAAUCUGCAACUACUGUGCAGGGUCUUAUUACACGUAAUCAUCCUGAGAGUGAAGCUGCACAACUGAAACAAGCGAGACUAGAACAACUUUAUUUGCAUAUAAAAGAGUUAGUAAGUGAACGGCGGGACAAACUUGAUGAGAAUUUAAAACUUUUCCUUUUCCAACGAGAAGUACAGGACCUAGAAUCAUGGAUUGCUGACAGAGAGGUGAUAGCAAGCUCUCAAGAUAUUGGACAAGAUUAUGAUCAAGUACAGAUGUUAGAAGAAAGAUUUGCACGUUUUUCAAAUGAGACUAGAGUAACCGGCAAAGAUAGAUUGCUCACUGUUAAUGCUGUAGUGGAUCUGUUAAUAGCUGCAGGACAUUCAGACUCUGCAAUCAUAUCUGAAUGGAAAGACAAACUAAAUCGAUUAUGGGACUGCUUGUUGGAGCUUCUUGAUACAAGAAAAGAACUUUUAGUUGCAGGUCAUGAAUACCACAGAUUUUUUCACAUAGCUAAAGAAACAUUGAGCUUAAUAGAUGAAAAAGAAAAAACUAUUACAGAGGAUUUAGGAAGAGACCAGCAGUCUGUUUAUACGCUUCAAAGAUAUCAUAAAGCAUUCGAAUCUGAUCUGAAGCCUUUAGGGCUGCAAGUUGAAGGUAUCCAUGUUUUUGCUUCAAAAUUAAAGCUGAGCUAUGCUGGUAACCCCCACAACAUGAUUAUUGAUAAAGAAGCCGAAGUUGUAAAAGCUUGGCAAAAUUUGCUACAGCGUGUCAGUGUUCGUGGAUUAAGGCUUGAGCAGUCAAAUGUGUACCAAGAGUGGUUGAUGCAAGUCCAAGAUCUUUUACUUUGGAUUCAAGACAUUAGAAUGCAGAUAGAAUCUGAUGAUAAACCAAAGGACAUACCAGAUUGUGACCACAUCAUGAGCAUUCAUCAGGGACGCAAAUCAGAAAUGGAUACAAAAGAGGAAAAGUUCAAUAAUGUUUUUAAAGUAGCAAAUGAACUCUCUGAAUUUUUUUAUAUAAAAGAAAAGGUUGAAAAUUUGCGUGAGAAAAAAACAAUGCUUGAAGAAGAAUGGGAUGUUCAUUGGGAAGAUCUCCAAUUAACAUCUGAGGUUAUGCAAUUUGCAAGAGAAGCUCACUUAGCCGAAGAAUGGGUUAUUCAAAAUGGUCACUUUAUUUCUGGAAAAGAGUUUGAUAGUUUAUCAGUGGAUGAAAUAAUGAAACUUAUUGAAAAACAUUCAAACUUUGAACAUUUGCUAUCUAAUCAACAGGAGCGUUUUCAUGCCUUAGAACGUCUAACAACGUUUGAAUUAAGAAAUGCCAGACAAAAGCAGGUUGAAGCUGCUAAAAGAGAAAAAGAAGAAAAAGAACGAAUUGAACGAGAACUUGCAGAAAUUAAACAGUUGGAACUUGAAGCUCAAAGGAUAAAAGAACAAAACGAAAGAAUGAUUCAAGAAGAAGAUAUUCUAAUUCAGCAAGUUUCAGUCCCGAUAACGGAAUCAACUCCUCCAUCAUCACCAUCUCAACUGUCACCUCAUCCCAUUGUUAAUGAAAAUGGUAAUACAAAUAAAAUGAAUGGAAACGAGAUAAAAAUGAAGGGUUUAAUUUUAAGAAAACCCACUAAGGAAGCUCAAAAUAAGAAAGCACACCAGAGGGUUUGGAAAGAGUACUAUGCAGUUUUGAAAAACUAUUUUUUAUUUUUUUACAAGGAUGAGCAAGAUGCUUUGCAGGGUGUUAAUUUGCAAUCCGAAUUCAAUCUGAGCGAGAGUCAGGUAGAAGUGGCUUCAGAUUACCACAAGAAAAAAUAUACGUUCCGAAUAAAACUAUCAAAUGGAUGCGAGUAUUUAAUAAAUGCGAAGUCUGUUGACGAAAUGUCACUUUGGAUACAAAAUAUAAGAGGAAAUACAAUUGACACAAGUAUAACCAAUGAAGAUUCUAGAAAAAGGCUGUCAAUGAUGAAUAGUCCACAGAUCUCUUCAAUUCCUAAUCAACAAGACGAAGUUCAAAAGAAAGACAAGGAAAAAAAGAGGAGUAGCACUUCAUUGUUUAAAAUAAGAAAAGCUGGAAAACCGUGAACCUAUUGAAUGGCUUUGUUUUUCCGCUGAGCUUUUUUUUUUGCGAUUUUUUGCUAUUUAUGCAAAAAAAAAGUUAGAAACACUAUAUUCAAA